Molecule: messenger RNA, 1634 nt
Organism: Pieris napi
Lineage: Eukaryota; Metazoa; Arthropoda; Insecta; Lepidoptera; Pieridae
Product: odorant receptor Or1-like
Exons: 5
Coding region: 60-1274 (404 amino acids)
Biological process (GO): detection of chemical stimulus involved in sensory perception of smell; sensory perception of smell
Cellular component (GO): plasma membrane
Molecular function (GO): odorant binding; olfactory receptor activity
Source: RefSeq, a predicted model, not a curated record
GAAAUCAUGAGCUAUCUGAAGACUAUAUAAGAUAUUUGACGCAAAACCGACGUACAACUAUGGAGGUAACAAUCAAACAUUUGGUCAAAAAGAUGGGAUUAUGGUUUGGUCCGCUGCGAGAUAGCACGAACUUGUUCGCAAAGAUUUGUAUUAUUUGCUUCUUUAUAACGAAUGUGGCCCAAUUUGUUUCUUUGAUUAGAAGCAGAAAUGAUCCAGAACAUCUGUUUGCAUGCUUCAGCGUUCUCUCAUUUUGUGGAAUGGGUUUUAUUAAGCUGACAUCGCUACAGUUAAGAAGGAAAUCUUGGCGAUUUCUCUACAAGAAUACUUACAAUAUUGAAAACGAGCAAUUGAACAAUGAUGAUAAAACUGUAAAUUACGAAUCUGAGGAUGAAGAAAACAGAACAUUUUCUCCGCAUAUUUUAUUAUAUACGAAACAGUUUGCUACUACAAGCAGUUGGUUGACAAAAAUGUAUAGUUUCACCGCUGUUGUGUAUAUUUUGUCUCCAUUUAUUGGAUACGCGAUGUACAAUGCAAACGGAAACGUAGACGACUUUAGGGUACAUAUAUUACCAAUUUGGUCACCAUUAGACAAACUCAGUAUUAUUGGUUACGUGUUCACAUUAAUCGUCGAAUUAAUAGCAUCGAUAUACUGUGUGGCCAUUCAUAUAACCUUUGAUACAAUUGCUACGGGAACAAUGAUAAUUAUUUGUGGUCAGUUUUCUUCGCUACACGAAUAUAGCCAACAAAUUUGUGGAAGUGGGAAGCGAUCUGACUUGAAUGUGAAAAGAGAUGCUAGAGCGCAUUACCGAAUAAAAAAAUGUAAUUUCAUUCAUGUUACAUUGUUAAGCAUGGUCAACAAAUUGAAUGAGUUAAUAAGGAAUAUCAUCGGUAUAUAUUUUUUCUUAGCCACCUUGACUUUAUGUUCAGUGGCGGUACAACUACAAUCUACGAAGCUAAGCGCCACUCAGCUAAUCUCUCUGCUACAGUACAUGUGCGCGACUCUUAUACAGCUUUUACUUUACUGUCAUUAUGGACAUGCAGUACAAACCAAGAGUGCUGUAUUUAUUGGGGAUGGCCCAUUUACGUCAUCCUGGUGGAGUGUUAGUGGCAAAGUGCGACGUGAAAUUGCGAUUUUAUGCACAGGCAUGUCUCACAGUUGUAGACUCUUUGCCGGCCCAUUUAAUGUUUUGAAUCUUCACUCAUUUAUUCAGAUUAUUAAAACUGCAUACAGUUACUACACAGUGCUUCGCCGUACGUCUGAACUAGAGAAAUAAAUUUAGAUAACUGUUAAAAACAUUUAUAUGUAUCAUUAUUUAAUACUUUUCAAUUACUCUAAAUGUAACAAGCUUUUUAAAACCUAGCAUAUUCACCAUAACUUACUACUUAAAUAUUUUUAAUGGAAUGGACCAAUUAACGUGUCGUGUGAGUGGAUUAGAGGUACCACAUAUUAACCAAUCAUAAUCAAACGAAAAACGGUAUCAUUAAAUCUUUCUUACUCCGGCCUUACCUUAACCGAAUUUUAUCACCAUAAGUAUCAGAGAGUUGCCCAUCUGGUAAGGAAUCGCGGUUUUUCACAACAUUUUGAGUUCGUAAAAAGGUUUUAAGUUCAUUUAAAAUUACUAUCUUACGAUAUG